AUGUCUAGCAUCCACGGUGUCCCCCCUAACGAUGGAGAGGCCUCUAUGGUAGUUGAGACCGGCAAAUCGGACAGUAACGAGCCUUCAUCUGCUGCAUCCACUAAUGAAGGCGAGUCAAGCGCUGUCGCUCAACCUGUUCUCACCAUCCGUCCCGCGCCGCGAAUUGUCACGAUCAAUCACGUUGGAGAACUGCGAUUCAUCGGUAUUCUCGACCCCCUCGACAGAGCAGUUGGUUACUACUUCGACAACCCUCACGAAGACUUUCUGGUCCGCAACGUCAUGGCCCACUCAAACCUUGCUGUUCGAGCCGUGAUCUUCCAGGGAGAACGAGGUGCAGGUAACCACGUUGCUCGAAAGCUGCCUUCACUUUAUCCUGGCCAGGGAGUUAGAGAAUUCCACUUCAACCUCCCUUUCCGUGUUGCAGGUCCUGCUGCGCUCAGACAGCCGAGACUCCCUCUUGGCUUCCGUCGCUGCUUUUUGGGACUGAAGCCCAAGGGUACAGUUGUGCACAAGUUGACCAGGGAUGCUGAGUGUCACCCUCCGGAGGUUAGACGGUACAAUCGGAUCUGGCAAGCUUGGAAAGAAGAGAACGGUGCGCUUCCUGAGCGGAAGUGUGAUGUUGCUUUGAUGGCGUGGCCGGCUAUGGCGUACUGUGCUGGCGGUAUGUCGUUGGAGUUUGUACAGGAUCUUGAGGUUGAUUCACUUGGAGGAACUGACGUGGUCAUGUAA
Molecule: messenger RNA, 729 nt
Organism: Fusarium odoratissimum NRRL 54006
Lineage: Eukaryota; Fungi; Ascomycota; Sordariomycetes; Hypocreales; Nectriaceae
Exons: 1
Coding region: 1-729 (242 amino acids)
Source: RefSeq, a predicted model, not a curated record